Molecule: messenger RNA, 4155 nt
Organism: Hemicordylus capensis (graceful crag lizard)
Lineage: Eukaryota; Metazoa; Chordata; Lepidosauria; Squamata; Cordylidae
Gene: RRP15
Product: ribosomal RNA processing 15 homolog
Exons: 5
Coding region: 97-888 (263 amino acids)
Biological process (GO): maturation of 5.8S rRNA; maturation of LSU-rRNA
Cellular component (GO): preribosome, large subunit precursor
Source: RefSeq, a predicted model, not a curated record
AAAGUGAGGAGUCUCUCAGGGCGGAACGUUUCUCCGAAGGAGCAGCGGUUACGUGGCUUCCCCGGACCGCUUUAGAAGUGACACGUGCUGGGCAAGAUGGCGGCGACCAUGGUGGGCUCACGUGGGGAAGCAGACGCUGCCGGCGCUGAAGUGGAGGAAGGCGAUAGUGGCUCCGAGUGGAGCUCAGGCCUUCCCGAGGACAGCUUCUCCUCGGGUGGAGAAGAGUUAGAAGGUGAUGAUGAGGAUAAUCCUACAACCCUGGACAGCAAAGAUGAAAAUGCAGCAGAGUCCAAAGAUCCAGGCAAUGCUGGCUGGGCUGAUGCUAUGGCCAGAGUGCUUAAUAAAAAGGUCCCCAAGGAUAAACCCACCAUCUUGGUUAAAAACAAGAAAUUGGAUAAGGAACAAGAGAAGGAAAAACAAGAAAGGCUGGAGAAGAGGAAACAGCUUGAUAAAAAGCGGGAGUGGGAAAUGAUGUGCAGAGUGAAGCCAGAUGUUGCCAAAGACAGAGAAACGGAGAGAAACCUUCAGAGAAUUGCCACGAGGGGAGUUGUCCAGUUGUUUAAUGCUGUCCGGACACACCAGAGAAACGUUGACGAGAAGGUGAAAGAGGCGGGGCAUUCUGACAGAAAACGGGCUAAAUUGGUAUCAUCUGUUUCAAAGAGAGACUUUAUCAAUGUACUAAGAGGAAUGGGAGGAAGAGAAGUGGAGCAAAAGGCUGCCAAGAAGUCCUUGAAAAGCAAACAGGGCGGAUCUAAAUCCGAAGAGGGGCCAGCAUGGAGUAUAUUGCGAGAUGACUUCAUGAUGGGAGCCUCGAUGAAAGAUUGGGAUAAAGAGAGUGAUGGGGGAAACAAUGCUGGACAGGACAGCGGUAAUGACUCUGACCGAUGACAUCAUAAGUGAUGCCAAAAUCUCAUUUGUCAAAUAUGGUGGGCUUUUCGUCCACGCAAGGAUGCCUUUUUCUACAAAAGCAGAAACUCCCCGCAAAAGUUGAAUGAAAAAGCUAUUUUAAUAAAGCAUUGUCUAACAGGCCUGAAAUCCUGCGGUAUUUCCUCACUAAAUGUGUCUAAUUUUCUUACAUAUUUCCAAAACAUUUUGUACAGUCAAAACAGUGGCACCUGCCCAGUCGGAAAAGUGAGGAUUUUGCCAAGGUCGUUAAGAGUUUAAAUAUUGAUUAACAUUGAUGUAUUAUCGUGUUCUCCUUUCCACCUUGAUGGUUGUAAUUUGGCUAGGUGUUUAUCAGUUCAUAAAAUAAACAUCACAAUACCUUACCAUGUAAAAUUAUCCGUCUCAUAUGGAGACUUGACCUUUCUUGGCUUAGAAAGAUUUUGUAAGUAAUAAAGUAACUAUUAAUGUGAUAAUUUUCGUGUCUGAGUGUUGAUGUGAUUGGAGACGACCAUGGAAACUUAAUUUUAAAGCAGGGAGGAAAAGCCAGGAAACGUAGCUGCACGAUGUCAUCUCCUCUUUGGGUGUGCAUGUUAGUAAGAGGGCUUUGAAUUUUCUUAACAUAAAGAGUUGAAAUUUUGAGAUACUAAGAGAAGAAUACAAAGAUUUGCUUUGUAUUCCAUGCACCUAAGGAGGAUUUAGGCUUUUCUGUGUACGAUGCAUCCUUUUUGAAACCGUUUCAAAAGCAGUUUGAUAUGGAACCGAGGGACUGCUGUUUCAAAUGGAGAAAAAAUGUUUUAAAAGACCCCUGGACCUACAGUGGCUCUUCUGAAUAGUGGUCAAGAUAAUUGUCACAUGCAGGAAGGAAUGGGGCUGUGGACUGAGCCAAUGUUGCAGUGUUGAUUUAAAAAUAGGCCAUUUUUAAAAAGAAACUUGUUCACCAUCAUCCAUAGCUGCCGAUUAUGUUUCCAGGAAAAGUACAAAGUGCUGGUUAUUAUCUUUAAAGCCCUAAAUGGCUUAGGUUACCUGAGAAUGUCUCUCUCUACAGAAUACAGCUGUUCCCCACAGCUCAUUGAAAUCACCAGGAGGAGUCCAUCUUUGGGUGCCACUAGUUCAUCUGGUGGUGCCCUGGGAUAGAGCCUUCUCUGUUGUCACCCUUAGACUGUGGAACAUGCUCCCCGUGGAUAUGAGGGGAUUAUCUUCCUUGGAGGCCUUCAGGAGAGCCUUAAAAACCCAUCCCCUUAGCCUGGCUUUUUAUGAUAGUUAGUUUUAAUGUUACUUUUAAUCCAUUUUUUUUUAAUGCAACCUGCCCUGAGCCACUUUAGGAAUAUAAAUCGAAUAAGAUAAAUAAAUAAUAAAAUCCAAUAAUUUAGAUGAUGAUGGUUACAUUGCCAUAUAUGCUGAAUACCCCGGUUGGGAGUUUUGGGUGGACUGUGUGGUUCUCCUACUGUAAAUUAUUUGCAACUGGACUCCAUGUCCAGGUGCUCCACCUGUAGAAAACAGCCUUUGCCUCUUCACUUCCUAAUGCCAGUAUGGCUUACUCUAAUAAACGCGAUUGCUUUGAAUUCGAUGGAGAGACACCAGCUAUACCUACUAAAAUCUGUGUUUGAUGUUGUUAAUGCUUGUAGAGGUGGGGUUAAUCUUCUUUGCGUGCAGGGUACCCAAGGAAUAUAAUACUUUGCAUCUGGAUGGAAGAGUAAAUUGCCAGGCGCUGCAGUGUACUUCUGUAGCCGAUGCAAAUUCCCCCCCCCUUUUUAAUUUGUGUGUUAUACUUAUAACUGAGGGCUUAAGGCAAGUUUCAACAGUUCUUACAAGCAAAAGAUUAAACAGAAGCAGCUGAAAUAUAAAACAUCAGAGCACAAACCCACACAAUGUCAAUACCAGGAUCCCAGAUUCCAAGCUCGCCAUGAGCACCCCAGGGCAGCCCAAUUGCAGGCUUGCAGCUCUUCUUCAAGAUGCGUCUGCUUGGAGUCUGUAAGGAAGAGGCACGGGAAGGAGAGAGCCACUCCUCUGCAUCCUUCCUUCAUGGAUUUGGUUCAUGGAUGGCCUAGUCAAAAGGGCACACUGUGAUUGGGAGAGGUCAAGAAGGCAGUGGUCUCCUAGCAUUGGUCAGUGGUAGAGGAAACGACUACCAGUUCUGCUCUUGUGAGGUCAUUCAUACGAGCCAAAACGGUGUUCUACUCGGGUUUGGGAGCUGUGUGUGCUCCCAGUUUCCAGUUGUAUGGAAACAAGGUAGGAGGAAGAUCUGGGUAGAAUGAUUGUGUGGAAGCAAAGUAGGAGGAAAAGCAGGUUUCCCUCCUACCUUGCUUCCAUACAACCACUUCUACCCAGGUUUCCCUCCUACCUUGUUUCCACACAACUGGGAAAUGGGAGCAUGCACAGCUCUCAAACCUGAGUAGAACACAGUUUUGGCUCGUGUGAAUGACCUCAGUAUGUAGUGGGAAUAGGCAGUGCACUAAAGAUUAUUCGGUUUUUGAACUUGCAAGCUGCAUGGAAAAGGGUUUUAGGGUUUUGUAUUUUCACCUUCCCAUAAAGCAGAAACCUGUAGGUCUCUUGGGUCUAUGAAUCUCUGAGGUCAUUCACACAAUCCAAGACUGCGUUCUACCCAGGUUUGGGAGCUGUAUUGGUUCCCAAUUUCUGGUUGUGAGGAAGCAAGGUAGGAGGAAAAACUACCCAGGUUUUCCUCCUACCUUGCUUCCACAUAACUGAAAAUUGGGAGCAACACAGUUCCCAAACCCAGGUAGAACACAGUGAAGCUGUUCUCACGCACAGGCAAAACCAGGCUAACAGAACCAAGCAUGGUUUUGCCUGUGUGUGAGAACUGCUAGGAUUGUGCCUGAACCCACCUCUUUAACAGGGUUAAGAAAAUGAGCGCCCUUUUAACCCUGUAUUUCUGAUCAUUGGCAAACUGCGGGGCUCUCGGCUGGCUUCGGGGAGGGAGAUCACCACAUCUUCCUGUGUUGCCUGCAGAAAUCCGUAAUUUGAAUUCUCUAUUAGCCUUCAGGAGAGCCCUUAAAACAUAUGUUUGGUCUGGCUUUCCAGGGUUUUUAAAUCGGUUUUAACAUUUUAACCCGGUUUCAGGGUUUUUAAUUACUGUAACUGUUUAAUUAUUGUUUUAAAAUGUUUUUAAAUUGUUAAUUGUUGUUAUAUUGUUUUGUUUUAGCUCUCUACUGUUUUAAUUGUUUGUUUUAAUUGUAAACCGCCCUGAGCCAUUUUGGAAGGGCAGUAUAAAAAAUCAAAUAAAUAAAUAAAUUAAAUAAACAAAUCACUGUG